Messenger RNA from Zingiber officinale, 1910 nucleotides. RefSeq names its product bifunctional peptidase and (3S)-lysyl hydroxylase JMJD7-like. The record is from RefSeq and is a predicted model, not a curated record. The transcript is spliced from 16 exons. Lineage: Eukaryota; Viridiplantae; Streptophyta; Magnoliopsida; Zingiberales; Zingiberaceae. Gene Ontology annotation, molecular function: 2-oxoglutarate-dependent dioxygenase activity. Bases 43 to 1626 code for a protein of 527 amino acids.
UGGCUGAAACCCAAAUCUUAAGCGACUUAGACCUCCCAUCCAAUGGACUCGUCGCUGCUCGCCCGCCGCUUCGAUGAGCGUCCCUCGCCAGCGGAUUUCUCUUCGAAGAUCGAACCCACCAAUGUUCCAGCGGUCUUUCAUGGUGCCGUCAAGGAAUGGAGGGCCAUCACCAGGUGGAACCCUUUUGAUGGAGGCCUUGAUUACUUGGAGGAAAGAGCUGGGUCUGCUGUACUAGAAGCUAUGCUAUCAAGAUCAGGGCACGUUUUUUAUGGUGAUAUUAGAAGUCAUGAGAGAGUACCCAUAUCAUUCUCUACGUUCAUCACCUCUUGCAAGAAAUUUCUUCAGACUUCUGAUGCUAGAAGUACUUCGGCUCCUCCAGCGAUGUCUUUAGCUACAUCUGCUUGCUUGGAAGAUGCAAGUUCAGAUAUACUCGGUGAACUUUAUGUAGCUCAGGUUCCCAUAUUGAAUUUGGAGGAUAAAGAAAGGUGCCCUUUACGGAUUCUUGCAGAAGACAUUCAAACACCUAUAUUUUUACAGACAAGCACAUUAGCAUCUAUCAACUUCUGGAUGAAUAUGGCCAAAUCCAGGUCAAGCACACAUUAUGAUCCCCACCAUAAUCUGCUUUGCAUGGUUUCUGGUUGCAAAAAAGUCAUCUUGUGGCCUCCUUCUGCAUGUCCCAUCUUAUACCCAAUGGCAGUAUAUGGAGAGGCCUCAAACCAUAGUGCUGUUAGUAUAGAAAAACCUGAUCUUUCUCUUCAUCCGAGAGCUGUUCACUAUGAGGAAAGUUCCCAAAAGAUUAUUCUUCGCCCUGGAGAUGUUCUCUUUAUUCCUGAAGGAUGGUUCCAUCAAGUUGACAGUGAUGAUUUGACAAUAGCUGUGAACUUUUGGUGGAAAUCAGACAUGAUGUCUAACAUGGUAGAACACAUGGAUGCAUACUAUUUGAGGAGAAUACUAAAUAGAUUGGUGGCAAAGGAAAUGAAUCAAACAUUACAUGAGCAAACAGGUGGAAGUUCUAUGGAAAAAUAUCAGCCUUGUAGUGAAGCCACAGAAGGAAAUCAUGGAUCUGAUCACUAUAAGCUGAGAGAUAAUCCAAAAGAAAAUGGGAAGAGCAAUGGAAUUUUGCAACAGUUGGAACCCUGUGGACUGGAUAUGGUACACGAACUUGUAUCUUUGGUUCAUGAUGCUAUGAACAGCAAUAAUCUAAAUCAAGCUUCCACUUCAAAAGAUUUGAUUGAUACAACAGAUAAAAACAAGAAUGUAGAGGAAAGUUCACCUAUGUUGGUAAAUGAUAGAAUUGCAAACAUCCUUUCCACUGUUGAACCACUUAUAUUAAGAAGCAUCUUGCUCGCAAUGGUGCAAAAUUUUCCAAGAACACUGGAGGCUCUUAUCCUCUAUAUGCUUUCCCCAAAAGGGGCAGAAGUUCUCACAAGGAAGUUCGACGAGAUGGAUCAACAAACCAAUAAAGAAGCACAGGCUGAGUUCUACCGUCUGUUUUAUAGUGUAUUCGAUGAUCAGUUUGCCGCAAUGGAUGUGAUACUUAAUGGAAAAGAAUCAUUUGCCUUCCAGGCAUUCAAGAACGUAUUGGAUAAUUAUGCCGGAGUGCAUCUUGGCCGGCCAAAUAAAUAGAUUCUAUAAAAAUCAAGAGUUCUACGUGAUCAUUUCCAAAAGGAUACGCUAAAUUGGAGCUCUUGUCAUCCUUUUAAUAGGGCUUUCCUUUUGUAGUUACUCAUGCCAUCCUGCUAAACUCUACAAUCCUUCCAGCGGUUUAUCAUCAAGGAUCAGCUAUAAUUAUGAAUUUUUAUUUUUAUUUUUAUUUUUAUUUUUUCCUCCCCUUCUUUUUUCGUUUUUUUAAAAUUGUUGUAUGAACUUGUAAAUUGUUAUUUCAAACCAAUUCAGUUUUGAAUUAGAAA